Anisakis simplex (herring worm) is the source of this 582-nucleotide messenger RNA. NCBI's taxonomy places the organism in Eukaryota, Metazoa, Nematoda, Chromadorea, Rhabditida, Anisakidae. The record is from the annotation of a GenBank genome assembly.
AUGAUCAUUAGUAGUGGUGGAGGUUUCAUUCUGAAAGUUGCGAUGGUUUCCUAUCCAAAUAUCGCCGUCUUUCAACCAGUUGUCAACGCGGAUCGAUUUUCAGGUGUUGGCGGUAACCUAGUAGCCGUUCAAGCCAGUCGCAUAUCGACAUCGCUAUAUCAGGCCGCCAAGCUUGGCUCCCUACCCAACGGUCCCCUGUUUCGAUUCAUUAGUCCGUUCAGGGCGUUCCUUUCAUCAGAAAAUGAUUCGGUGGCUGCACGGAUUCUACUUCUGAUGAGUAUACCGUGUCAUUUGAUAUUCGUCACAGCAAUUAUGCUCAUUGCCAAUAUCGCGUUUUCACCACUUUUCAUCGGACUGUAUUUGGUUGCAGCGGUCGCACAGGUGGUGAUAUUAUUAUUUUUGUGUCAAUAUUUGAUUCGUUGCAUGUGGCGAUAUGGCAUAGAUCCAGACUCCUCGGCAAUACCUUUGUUGACUUCUACCGGUGACCUCUUAGGUACAGCACUUCUGCUAGUUGCGUUCGUGAUGUUGAGUGCGAUGAACGAUGCCCAUCUGAGGCCAUCAUCCCUUCAGGACGCCUCAUAA